CACACCUGAACUACAUAGUACGAGCAUCGAGGCAAACAAUAUCACAAUUCCUCAACCGAAUUCCCAAGACUCGUCAUUCACACCGCAUACAUUAAUCACAAGAAUCAUUCCUGCCUUCAAUACCCCAUAUCGGUUCACGAAAUUCACCAUGGUUCUAAUGCGAAUGUCCAUCUUGGCCAUGGCCACUGCUAGCCUCUUUGACCUAGCCGGCGCUGCUGCUAUCGUACCGGUAACCGAUCAUGGAAUUCAACUCUCGGGAUCAUCCACCCAGCAAGCACGAAAGGAUACCAUCGCUGAAAUGAUUGUCAACUCUAUUGGCGAGGAUCUCAUCCAACGCCAAAACGCCGUCCACCGCUGCUACCCGCCCUCUCCCGCCGUUGUUAGUCAUAAUUUCUAGGCGAACAUAAAUGCAAACGAUAUAGAUUAUUUACUGACACGUAUGCUAGGAUCCUACCCCCUCGGUUGAGGAUUGCCAGGGCUCGAUUGCCAAGCUUCAGGCUGUCCAAGGCGAUAUUGUGGUCAAGCUAGUCGAAGGUUGUUAUGAGGCGUGGAACGGAAAUUGCACCGCAUCUGUCUGCCCUCAGAAGGAUGGGACCUCUACCAUCUCGCCUUCCGUCGCUGCUCAAUUCAUGAUCGAUUCUGUCAUGACAGAGUGCAUUUCCAACGGCCUCCGAGGAUGGUACCUUGACCGCAACUAUGGAAUUGGUGU
Messenger RNA from Annulohypoxylon maeteangense, 709 nucleotides. RefSeq lists its product as uncharacterized. The record is from RefSeq and is a predicted model, not a curated record. NCBI's taxonomy places the organism in Eukaryota, Fungi, Ascomycota, Sordariomycetes, Xylariales, Hypoxylaceae. The transcript has a single exon. The coding region runs from base 149 to 397 and encodes 82 amino acids.